Molecule: messenger RNA, 1680 nt
Organism: Cydia pomonella (codling moth)
Lineage: Eukaryota; Metazoa; Arthropoda; Insecta; Lepidoptera; Tortricidae
Product: solute carrier family 22 member 4-like
Exons: 6
Coding region: 151-1632 (493 amino acids)
Biological process (GO): transmembrane transport
Cellular component (GO): membrane
Molecular function (GO): transmembrane transporter activity
Source: RefSeq, a predicted model, not a curated record
CAAAGUAAAUGUCCCUUAAAGUCUCAGAGUCAUUUUCGCAAUUUUGAAUUUGAAACCUUCUUUCAUUAUAGUUCUAAAUUCGACUUGAUUUUGUCCUUUUUAAAGUAUCGGAACUUAGAAGGUUAAAGUGCUUACAUACAUUUACACACAAUGUGUAAGAAAAAAAUUAACCUGGAUCGGAUACUAGUGGAAGAAGUGGGGUGGGGAAAGUUUCAGAUCAAAGUGUUGGUGCUGUGUACUCUUGUGUCAACGAUGGCUGGACUACAGACAUAUUCCUACUUGUUCACACUAACAAGGUCCAGGACUAGAUGCUUGAUUCCCGAAUGUGAGGAUAUCCUGGCCCCAGACGUGUUUUCUCCUACAUGGAUCCUGGAAGCGGUGCCAAGAUCUGGCGACUCCUUCGAUAAUUGCCAUCGUUUUUCAACAAUAAACAUGUCACAAUAUUCUGUAUCGUGCUCGGAAACCUGGUUUGACAAGAAAUCGUUGGUUCAAUGCCAGGAGUAUGUUUAUGAGCAUAAAAACUCUGCUUAUUUUGAGUUCAAUCUAGCCUGCGAUGAUUUUCGGCCAUAUCUAGUCGGGUCAGCCAGAAUUUUGGGCAUGAUGAUCUCCUUACCUAUAAAAGGGUUUGUGGCUGACCGUUGGGGUCGGCGACUGGCACUUGCUCUGACUGCCUUCAACUUGGCCUGGACUGGAACAUUAACAUGUGUUGCGGGCUCUUAUACCAGCUACACCAUGUUAUCUUUUAUAGAAUAUCUUCUAGGAUCGUGUUCUUUUUCAUGUGCUUAUAUUUUAGAAUCUAUUCGCUGGUUGGUGAGCAAAGGACGCUAUGAUGAAACAUUGGCAAUUUUAAAAAAAGCAUCUGAAAUGAACGGGACUUCUAUAUCAGAAAAUACUUUGAAAGCAUUUUUGGAGACAAAAAAAGACAUUCUUGAAAAGAAAGAAAAACAUUCUUUAGAACCUUGGCUGGUGUGUCUAGUCUUCAAACAUAAGCCGAUAUUACUGCGUUGUUUAGUAACGCCAAUGUGGUGGAUUACAGCUACUUUAAUGUACUUUGGCCUAACGAUUUCUGCUGUGGGGAUAUCCGGAAACAAAUAUCUGAAUUUUAUAGCAUCGGUUGGUAUCGAGAUUCCAGGUUACUGGCUGUCUGUGUUGCUAAUGGAUAGAAUUGGCAGAAGAGCUUUAGUAAUGACAGGAUUUUGGAUAAGUGGAGCUUGUCAAAUAGCGUUCAUAUUUACAUCCGGUAGAUAUUACUUGCUGUCCUUAUCAGUUUACUUGAUCGGCAAGAUGUGUAUCUCGUGCGUCAUGACUUCACUCUACGUGUACACCGCCGAGAUGUAUCCAACGCGGUAUCGGGUCAGCUUUCUUGCUUACUCCUCCCUGAUGGGAAAAUUUGGAAGCAUCGUGGCGCCGCUGAUGCCUGGUUUAGGUGCCCAAACGUGGGAGCAUCUCCCAUUCCUGAUAUUUGGCGUUAUGGCGCUGGUCUCCGGGCUAUUGGUGCUCCUGGCGCCGGAGACCCUGGGCGCCACUCUGCCCGACACCAUGGAACAGGCAUCCCAGCUUGGGAAGGAUUCGACUGUCCUACGGGGCUUGAGGACUCUUGUAUUUAGGAGUAAAGCAUAUUCGAUUAGUUGAGGCAGCGUUUCUAGCGUUUCUAUUUCUUCCAAUAACCUUCCAUGAGUG